AUGUCGAUUCUCAACUGCUCGCUUAUUUUUCUCCUUUCUUAUAUUCAUUUACAGUGUCAUCAUAGUUUUCAUCCACUUUUCAGUUCACUUUUUCUGACAGCAUUGCUCACAUAUAUUUUUGAUUCGGCAAGCCUUGCAAUCUGUGGAUGUUUGGAUUUGUUCGAAUAUACAAAAACAUUUCCGGAUUUGUACAACAUUUUUGAUUUGCUGGAGCGAAUAUCUUAUUUUUAUGUUUCACCCAUUCUGCUUCUUUUACUUUUCGAACGAACAUUUGCCACUAUAUUGGUGGCCACUUAUGAAUAUUCGUAUGGAUGGAAAGCGACUUUUAUAUUUACGCAGAUCAUUACCGUGUUUUCUGUGGGUCUUCUUUGUUAUUUUGAGAUGGAAAUGAAUAGUAUUGUGGAAAAUCUUUGGAGCUACUUUUUAUUUUGCAUCUACCUUUCAAUGUAUUUGGCAUUGUUUAUAUUACUUGUUGUGAAUCGCAGACAAAUUAUCGCUUUGCAAACAGAAAAAGUCACUCUUACAUUGAGAUAUCAAUUGGCCGAAAAUGUGAAAACCAUUAAAAUGUUAUCAAUAUUUUUAUUGUUUGAUACAAUGAUAACUCUUAUUGAUUUGGGAGGCUUCAUUGCUUACGGAAUUGGAGCACAUAUCGAUAAUGAAAGAAUUGAUGAUGUUGUUUACAUUUUAUUUUUUACUGGAACUACCGUAGUAAAUUGUGUUCUCGAAAAUAUUUUCCCAUUCAUUCUUUUAUUCACUACUCAUGCCUACUAUCGGAAAUUUCUGCGGAUUUUCGAUCGAAAAUAUCGAGAAAAAGAGUCCCCAUUUGACCAUGCAAAAGUGAAAGUGCAUCAACUCGCUCCGGUACCCACAAAACAGUCGACGAAAUUGCGAAAUGUUUUGGGAGCAGAAAUUGUAAUGCAACAAGAUACAAAUCGAUAUUUUGAAAACCUUAAAGAAAUGUGGAAA
Messenger RNA from Mesorhabditis belari, 966 nucleotides. The record is from the annotation of a GenBank genome assembly. NCBI's taxonomy places the organism in Eukaryota, Metazoa, Nematoda, Chromadorea, Rhabditida, Rhabditidae.